AAAGAACUGCAAACAACUGGGUUGAAGCCUUCCUUUGUCCAAACCCAGCCUCUUCUUCCUGUGAUGUCAUAUUACAAAUCUGGGAAGCCUUUCUUGCUCACUUCAGAGACAGCCCAUCUCACAAUACAGCUGGCAACCUCCGAAAGGCCUCUCCAGUCAGCAAGCGCUAACAUGCUUAGGAAUUUAUCUGGGAUCCUUUAAACGACUGCCUAUCGCCAUCCGGAAUCAAUGUAGAAAUACAAAGUCUGAGAAUAAAAAGAAGGAAGAAGUACCCGAGGACGACGGACGGGCGGACGGACGCACAGCGAGUGUUUGUGACUGAAGUAAGGCUGGUUUGGACCUUGGCGGCUGAAGCACAAGUUCCCAUGUGGACUGGUCUUGUCCGACUUGGAACAGUUUUUCCUUACACUUUCAGCUUUAUGGGUUGGCUUCCUUGACUGCAUUUUCUGUCAGUUAACUAAACUCCGGACUCAUGGAUUUUCUCGACCAGAAAAUCAGACUAUUUUCCUGAAUAAUCUACUAGAAACUCGGAACACAUUUCAUGUUUCCUUUGAAGAGUUAAGAGAAGAAAGUAUAAGAACAGGAAAAGAAACAAAUAAUUUGCAAAUAAAUUGGCUGCUGCUGUGACCACAUCUGAACACCAAGGGCGAUCGAUCGAGCGCUGCAGACAAAAGGACUCCUGUAAGCUGUACUGCCCGACAAUGGUAAGCUCCAACGGCUCCCACUGCCCUUACGACGACUCCUUUAAGUACACUUUGUAUGGGUGCAUGUUCAGCAUGGUGUUUGUGCUUGGGCUGAUAUCCAACUGUGUUGCGAUAUACAUUUUCUUCUGUGCCCUCAAAGUGAGAAAUGAAACUACAACAUACAUGAUUAACCUGGCAAUGUCAGAUUUACUUUUUGUCUUCACUUUGCCAUUUCGGAUUUUUUACUUUGCAACACGGAAUUGGCCAUUUGGAGAUCUGCUCUGUAAGAUUUCAGUAAUGCUGUUUUACACCAAUAUGUAUGGAAGCAUUCUGUUCUUAACCUGUAUCAGUGUAGAUCGAUUUCUGGCAAUCGUCUACCCAUUUAAGUCAAAGACUUUAAGAACUAAACGAAAUGCAAAGAUCGUUUGCAUUGCUGUGUGGUUCACAGUGAUGGGAGGAAGUGCGCCUGCAGUUUUCUUUCAGUCGACCCACUCUCAGGGGAACAAUACCUCAGAAGCCUGCUUUGAGAACUUCCCAGCGGCCACAUGGAAAACUUAUCUCUCCAGGAUUGUGAUUUUCAUUGAAAUAGUGGGCUUUUUUAUCCCUCUCAUUUUGAACGUAACUUGUUCUAGUAUGGUGCUAAGAACUUUAAAUAAACCUGUUACAUUAAGUAGAAGCAAAAUGAACAAAACUAAGGUUUUAAAAAUGAUUUUUGUCCACUUGGUCAUCUUCUGUUUCUGUUUUGUGCCCUACAACAUCAACCUCAUUUUGUACUCGCUCAUGAGGACGCAGACCUUUGUUAACUGCUCCGUGGUGGCGGCAGUGAGGACCUUGUACCCCAUCACUCUCUGCAUCGCAGUCUCCAACUGCUGCUUUGACCCUAUUGUUUACUACUUCACCUCAGACACAAUUCAGAACUCAAUAAAAAUGAAAAACUGGUCGGUUAGAAGAAGUGACUCCAGGUUCUCUGAAGUUCAGGGCACCGAGAAUUUUAUCCAACACAACCUACAGACCUUAAAAAAUAAGAUAUUUGAUAAUGAAUCUGCAAUAUAAGCUGCCUGACUAAGCCACUGGGACUGCUCCGUGUUCAACUGUGAAAACUGUGUUCUUGGGAACUAUCUCUCCAGCUCCAACUGAAAAUAUUUUUAAAGGAAGUUUGUGUCUGAUAUGUUAAACAUUAAAAUAUAUUCUAUUCUUGUAUGCACGCCAUUUUGCUUUCUUGAACCACUUUAACGUGUUCUUUCCUCAUUAAAAAAA
Messenger RNA from Mus caroli (Ryukyu mouse), 1940 nucleotides. RefSeq names its product lysophosphatidic acid receptor 6 (gene Lpar6). Gene Ontology annotation, molecular function: lysophosphatidic acid receptor activity. Gene Ontology annotation, cellular component: plasma membrane. The record is from RefSeq and is a predicted model, not a curated record. NCBI's taxonomy places the organism in Eukaryota, Metazoa, Chordata, Mammalia, Rodentia, Muridae. Gene Ontology annotation, biological process: phospholipase C-activating G protein-coupled receptor signaling pathway; positive regulation of Rho protein signal transduction.